Coccomyxa subellipsoidea C-169 is the source of this 2022-nucleotide messenger RNA. RefSeq names its product E set domain-containing protein. The transcript is spliced from 14 exons. The coding region runs from base 1 to 2022 and encodes 673 amino acids. Gene Ontology annotation, cellular component: plasma membrane. The record is from RefSeq and is a predicted model, not a curated record. Gene Ontology annotation, molecular function: inward rectifier potassium channel activity. Gene Ontology annotation, biological process: regulation of monoatomic ion transmembrane transport; potassium ion import across plasma membrane. NCBI's taxonomy places the organism in Eukaryota, Viridiplantae, Chlorophyta, Trebouxiophyceae, Coccomyxaceae.
AUGAACAAUCCUCUCCGUGGUGCUGGUGGCAGUCAGGGCAACUUUCUGGAGGCACAGAGCAUGUCAACGAAUGCUGUCGGUUCUACAGCUCCCAGCACAUCUGGUGUGACCUCUACUGCAUCUGAUAGGGGCCUGCUGGGGGCUUACGACCUUGCAGACUGGCUCAAGCAGUGGCAGGCAAAGAACGAGCCAGGAGCAGAGGACCAGAGAUCGCGGCACAAGCACUGGACUCCUGACAGAGGCACAGGAUACUAUGAGGUGGAGCGGGCUAGGAAGAAGGUGCCUAGCCUGGUGUCGACUGGCAGAGUGGAUCCCACCUGCACCUACAAUGCGCCAAACUAUGCCUCUUCCUACAUUGUGUCCCUGGCCACCCAGCAGACAAUCGGCUAUGGCAACAUGGGCCCCAACGACUGCUGGUGGAUAGCGCUGCUGAUCACGGUGCAGAGCAUGGUGGGGUUACUAAUGGACUCAGUCAUCAUCGGCAUUAUUUUCGCGCGCAUCAGCCACCCCAAGUACCGCGGCCGCACGAUUGCGAUAUCGGAUUCUGCCGUCAUCUCACGCCGGGACGGCGUUCUGAAGUUCAUGUUCCGCGUCGCCGAUUUCAGGAGAACUCAGGUUGUGGAGCCAAAAGUGAAGGCAUACCUGUACACGUGGGGUGAGGGACGCACUACAGCAGAGGGCGAGCACAUCCCUGUCAGGGUGGAAUCCCUGGAGAUUGGCUACAUCGACGGCAUGCUGUUGCUGCCGCUGAUAAUUGAGCACACAAUCGACGAGCGCUCCCCCCUCAUCGGCCACACCUUCGACACACUCAUGAUGGUGAAUGCGGAGAUCAUUGUGACGUUUGAGGGCACGACAGAAUUUGGCAAUCCCUUCAUGGCGCGGCAGUCAUACCUUCCCACCGAAAUCCACUGGGGCCACCAGUUUGUGUCCAUCAUCGGCCCGCCGCCCCCUGGGCAGACCCACUACAAGGUCGACAUCUCCAGGCUGCACGACGUGGAGCCCCUGGAGGGUUUGGAGAUGCUCCCCCCGGCGCAGCUGUCGCGGCUGGUGGCGGCCAAGGCGCUGCGCACGGUCCCCUACCCGCUGCUGGGCGAGAACACACUCGUCAUCUCAGACUCCGUCAUCCUGGCACCGGACGACACCGGCCAGCUGGCGCUCAUGGUCAGGAUUGGAGACACGUACCCCAACCAGCAUUUGGAAGUGAUCGUGCGCAUGUAUCUGUACCGCUGGCGGCCCGACAGGAAGCCAGGCAGCUCUGGCUACCCCUCGGACUAUGACCAGCAGAUGCUGGAGGUGGGCUAUGAGGACGGCAGGGAACGCCUGCUGCUGUGGCUGCCAGUCAUCUGCAAACACGUCAUCACUGACUCAUCCCCGCUCGCCACCUGGCUCAAGCCCUCGGGCGUCAUGGCCGAUGCUGAUUCCUGCAUCGUCGUUGUGGUGGAGGGGUACAUGUACAGCGGGAGCCAGAACCGCAUGCGCAUGCGCAUCUUCAAUGUCCUCGACGAUGUCAAGCGCGACCACGGAUUCGCACCCGUAGUCACCCGCCCCGCCGACUCGCCGGACUUCAAGCCGCGUGUGAACUGGUCGCGCUUCCACGAGACCAUGGCGCUGUCUGACAUGGAGAACGACCCCUAUGCUCUGUCGCCCGGCGCCAUGCGCAACCAGAAGCUCAGCCUAACCCACUCUGAUGGCGUCAACGGCCCAGCCGACAUCACAGAGAUGACGAUGCGGCGCAUGAUAGAGGCUGCGGAGCUGAAGAACCAGCGCACGGUCGCGCCGGAGGCUCACAUGAUGCACCUGACGCCCGACACCGAUCCGGCGUCCACCUUCCGACUGCGUUCCCUCACGCAGCGCCGCCGCCUCGACGACGUCCAGUUCUCCUCCCUCUCGCCCGAGUCCUCCCUGCAGAACCCGGGGUCCUCCACUGCCACCGCGCGAGGGCCGUCCCGGCACCGGAUGGGCAGCGGUCUCUCGCGUAUCGUCUCGGGGGUGCCCAUGGGGGGCUCGGUCAGCAACGUCUAG